AUGGCUUAUACAAGUCGAGGUGAUGCUAGCGGUAUCUUAACAACACCAAAUUAUGUGCUGGAUACAAAUCUUGGCAGUAAUAAACUACGUGUUACAAUUCAAAUUCAAGGUUUAAAAUCAUCAACUGUACUAGAAUUUCAAAAAAAGCUAAUUCCAAAACUUUAUAAAAAGCCAACUAAUGGUGAAAUUGUAUUCGAUUUACACGAUAACGGUUUUCUAUUUGAAUUUCAUGGUCAACAGGCAUUAAAAGAUCAAAAUUAUUCCCUGCAUAUUCAUCAAUUACCCGGUGUAUUAGAUUAUAAACGAUCACAGUUAAUUGUACGCGAAGAUGCUGUCGAGAUUAUUUUAAUAAAGGCGGAUAAUACUUCAUGGUCAUCAUGUGUAAUUAAUGAAGGUUUAAAGAUUGCUGAAAAUGUUAAAAAAUAA
Trichobilharzia regenti is the source of this 426-nucleotide messenger RNA. Lineage: Eukaryota; Metazoa; Platyhelminthes; Trematoda; Strigeidida; Schistosomatidae. The record is from the annotation of a GenBank genome assembly.